Fulvia fulva is the source of this 1095-nucleotide messenger RNA. RefSeq lists its product as uncharacterized. The transcript has a single exon. Lineage: Eukaryota; Fungi; Ascomycota; Dothideomycetes; Mycosphaerellales; Mycosphaerellaceae. The record is from RefSeq and is a predicted model, not a curated record. The coding region runs from base 1 to 1095 and encodes 364 amino acids.
AUGACCUCCGCUUUCGCGUUGGCUUUAGGUGCGAAGCCACGUGCGACCACUUCUGGCUCUGAAGAAGGGUCGCAUCGUCGAUGGGGUGGCCUAGAGCUGCCAGAAGCGACACCCGUUCCGGAUCGCAUGCGUAUUGCGUCAUCUUUUUCAAGACAGUACGCUGCGGUUCAAACAUUCGUGAAAGGUGCGGGCCUUUCGAUGACUGGCAAGACGCGAGCAAUCCUGGACGCGGUGUUGCGAGAAACCGCCGCUACCCAUCCUAAGCUCAUCUCUGACAAUGCCUUGAACGAGCUACAGGCCAUCGGACACGUUUCGAUUGAGCAGUCACUCUCUGUAUUGUCUUCCGUACUUGCCUCCGAGGAGACAGCAGUGCGGCUCGACUAUUGCACUCUAUUCGGCGAUCUGUGCGAGGUGGGGGAUGAGAUCAGGGUCGCAGUCCAAGAGAGUCUUGAGGGCUUCCACGAGAUUGAGUCCUUCACGAAUGUCCACGAGCCGCACGAGGUCGUCUUCGAGAUCUUCCGCAUUGCGGCGAAACGAGAAGCUUUGCUGCUUGAGAAUCAGAAACCUUACUGGCCAGACGUCCUGAAGAUCUGCGCUGCCAUCUUCACUAGACACAUCAGUACAGAAAGGUCAAGACUACUGGAUGAAGCAAAAGCACCGAUCACCCCGGGUUCUGUGGUUGUGACCGAGCAGUGGAGUGAGACCUCCAAAGUCUCCGCAAAAGGUCUCAAGCUUCGUCUCAAGGGUAGCGAGCUUACGAUGACCGACGAUGGCCUGAGCGAUCAUGAACGCGAUCUGCGAGCGACCAAGCAGAUCCACAUGAAGCAUUUCCAGAAGUGGCAAAAUCAAGGCAUCGAUUUUGAAGUCCAAGCUUCCAUGGCGUGGGACAUUCUGCAGCAGCAGAAGAAUCAAGCCGAGCGUGAGAAGGCUGGUAAGGCAGGGGACAUGAGCGCGUCUCAGAAAAAGAACGCUGCGAGGAAGAGGGCCAAGGCCAAGGCGGCGGAAAGUAAGGCAACAGAGGACGAUCAAGCGAGUGAGAAGCUGCGAGGCGAACCCACGGAAGGAGAUAUACCGGCUCCAGACUCAUCGGACUGA